Molecule: messenger RNA, 1066 nt
Organism: Pyrus x bretschneideri (Chinese white pear)
Lineage: Eukaryota; Viridiplantae; Streptophyta; Magnoliopsida; Rosales; Rosaceae
Product: pre-rRNA-processing protein TSR2 homolog
Exons: 4
Coding region: 140-733 (197 amino acids)
Biological process (GO): maturation of SSU-rRNA from tricistronic rRNA transcript (SSU-rRNA, 5.8S rRNA, LSU-rRNA)
Cellular component (GO): nucleus
Source: RefSeq, a predicted model, not a curated record
AUUCAUUCAUUCAUUCAGUGAAUCAACUGAGCAUUUCAGCUGACAAUCGAAUUCGGUCUUUAGGUUGUCAAUCUCUCUCUCUCUCUCUCUAGAUUCUCUCUCUAGAAUCUCUGAUAGGGAGGCAGAGAUAGCCUGAAAGAUGGAAGGUGAGAGAAAGCUGUCGGCGGAGGCGGUGGCGAUAUUCAGAGAAGGCAUAGGGUUGGUUUUGUCCCGGUGGUCGGCGCUCCAAUUGGCCGUCGACAACGAGUGGGGCGGCCGUGGCUCGCGCCAAAAAGCGGAGCAACUCGCGGCCGAUGCCUUCUCCUGGUUCACUCAGUCUGCAGAGAUUCUAUACAUUGAUGAUUUGGAAGAUAUUCUCAAUGAAGCUAUGAUUUCUCUCAAUACAAUGAUAGAGGAUGGCAGCAUUGAGGAGGUGGCUGAAAAGUUAAUGUUUAUGUAUGAAGACUGUUUGACUGGCAAUUUCAAUUCUGUUGAAAGUUUGAGAGAUGCCAAUCAUCGAAGAGUUGCCGUUCCUCAUGUUAGACAAGAGAAUGAAGAUGACGAUGAUGAUGAUGACGAUGACAACGAGGAAACAGAUGGUUCAUCAAACAUGAUGGUGGACACACCAGAGUCCCAGCCAAAUUUGGAUCCAGCAGACGCGACGAGCAGUAAACCAACUCCCAAGCCAGCAGCUAAAACAGAAGAUGGAUGGGAAGUAGUUGGACCAAGACGUAAUCGGGGUAAAAGGAAUUAGGUUGAACCCUAAAUUGUGUGUCCUAAAAAAUUUUGUAUUUCGCUCCGUCGAGUAGAGUUUCUAUCUAUUUUGUUUGAUCAUGUCCGUAGCUGGUUGGUUAGUCAAAUUUCGCGUGUUUUCCCCUUUACUUUUUCUGAGAACUUGUAGCACAACUACAUGAUUGUAUUGGAGUUUCUUUAGGUACCGUUUGGUAUGCAGACAGGACGGAACGAAGAUUCCGUGCUAUGUUUGGUAUGUGCAGGAUGCAACGGGACGGUUGUUCUAUUUUGUGUUUGGUAAGCGCAUGUCGAAUGAAACCAAAACAUUAAAUGACCAACUUACUAUUGUUCCGUC